Molecule: messenger RNA, 1531 nt
Organism: Pundamilia nyererei
Lineage: Eukaryota; Metazoa; Chordata; Actinopteri; Cichliformes; Cichlidae
Gene: pex11b
Product: peroxisomal biogenesis factor 11 beta
Exons: 4
Coding region: 218-982 (254 amino acids)
Biological process (GO): peroxisome fission
Cellular component (GO): peroxisomal membrane
Source: RefSeq, a predicted model, not a curated record
AGAGCCGUUUCGUUCGCCACCGACACAUCACUAAGAAGAAGAAUUAGAAGCGCUGGAUUGACCCUCUUGUUUUCUACUCGGACAGUUAAGCGUAGAAAGCAGAGCUAAAAACGGAGGAGCUCUUCUGGCAUUAAAACAAACAACCGCACUAAAGCAUUUAAAGCUAAGUUAGCAGUUUGACAGCUAGCCGAGCAGCGGAUACGAGCCGCGAGCCAACAUGGACUCUUGGGUUCGCUUUAAUGCCCAGAGCCAAGCCAAGGAGAGAGUUUUCAGGGCUGCACAGUAUGCUUGCGCGCUGCUCGGAUCCACUCUGCAAAAUGACGAAGCAGCUGAGAUCCGCAGAACUGUCAGUCAGCUGGAGGCACACAUGAGUCUGACAAGAAAGUUGCUACGCCUGGGCAACUCCGUGGAGGCCCUGGAGGCCGCCAAAAGGGCCAUACACCUCUCUGACAGCGUGCUGCGGCUGUGCCUGACCAUCAGUCACCUUAACAGAGCCAUGUACUUUGCCUGCGACAAUGUGCUGUGGGCGGGAAAAACCGGUCUCAUCUCCAAACUCGACCAGCACAAGUGGAGUCAGAGAUCUUUCAGGUACUACCUCUUUGCUUUGAUCCUGAACCUGACCCGAGAUGCCUACGAGCUCCAUCUCCUCAUGGAGCGCGAAGCACGUUCCACAACCAGCAAACAGCCUUCCUCCCCCAGCAUUCCUCUGCCACCUGACCACCUUCCCUCUUCCUCCUCACCUGCCACACAAGCCAUGGGUUUUGGCUGGCUCUACAGACAGCUUCAUCUGGUGGGGACUGUGCUGUACAGCAACCCGCCACUGCUGUUGGACCUGGUGAAGAACAGUUGUGAUGUCUUCAUCCCACUGGACCGGUUGGGGAUUUACCCUACAGGUCCAGGCUUUGUCGGGGCUUGUGGCCUGGCCUCGUCCGUCCUGUCCAUCCUCACCAUGGUUCACCCCUGGCUCAAGCUCAAGCCAUAAAUUGUAAGACUUGGAGGAGAUAUUCAUUUGAGGACUAGUAAGGAUUGAGAAAAAUCUACUCGGGUUAACAAAAUGUAUUUCCCCCGAUUCUACACAAAGCAGUCCUGACUGCAGGAGCCGUAGUACUGCCACCAUGCUGUGUGAUCGAGUUCCUUCAAAUCUCUUGCUACAGAAAAGCUGAGGAGUUUCUAAAAUGCUAAACCAGUUUCACAUAUUACUUCAGACCUGCAUGAACACGGUUGUUUGGCCUUAGAUCACAUUGCUGCUUUAAAGCCCUCGCUUCCCUCAUGUGAAGUAAACCAUGCUAGUUGCUGCCGUUCUGCACAUAACCAUCACAUCUCCAGCUGUCUAUGACCGUGUCUGUAACAGAGUGUAAUCAAGGCAGUACUGUCUGUUGAUAUCACAGAACGUGUGAUUUCUGCCCUCUGUGUUUAAAGUUUUUACAUCAUGUGAUUUUACCGCCUGCUCCCAGCAAGUUUGUUUUAGAUAUUCUGUUUUUGAACUACUAAGUGACUUAACUACUGGAGAAAUAAAUCCAAAGGAAUUUGA